AUGAACAAUAAUAUCGGUGUCCCUAGAUCAACCAAUUUAUUGGGAUGUAGCCGUUCCAACUACAGAUGUUAUUUGCCUACUGAGCUGUCCGAUCUUGGACUUAAUGGAAAGAUAACCAGUAUUGACAAUCGUGUUUUUCAAGAUGCUGAUGAAGCUAGUGCUGGUAAUAUUACUCAAGAUGACUCAUCGCAGUAUAGAAAGAUAAGAGUUACCAUACCAAAAUAUGACUAUACAGUCCUAUAG
Molecule: messenger RNA, 243 nt
Organism: Heterostelium album PN500
Lineage: Eukaryota; Evosea; Eumycetozoa; Acytosteliales; Acytosteliaceae
Exons: 2
Coding region: 1-243 (80 amino acids)
Source: RefSeq, a predicted model, not a curated record